CAGAACAAUUGCAACAACUGAUGGCAACAGGCGUCACUAAUCACCGGGCAAGAUGUUGGAGCCAGCUGGUGGUCACUGAGUUGCCCAGCAUGUUGUCGGGCAUGGCAAGGACUGGAUAGGACCAGGACAACGCAACAACCCUGACUAGAAAGUAAUCAAGGAAAACUUUACCAAUAUCCAUUGAAGUUCUUAGCCAUGGCACCGUUUUCUACUUGCUCCAUUUGCAACGUUAAAACCAGAAAAGUUGUUAAGGAUCCAAUAACAUUAAAGAUGAUCUAUGUGUGUCCGGUAUGCUUUAAGGCCAGAAACCAGCAGCAAAAGCAACCCAUGGCAAGGAAAGACCAGAUUGACAAGGUCGAAGUGAAUGAACCCAAGAUGGUUAAGUCCAUAUCACAAAAUGAAGUGCCACUAGAUAAAAGGAAUGAAACGGAGCCAAUGAAAACAUCUCAAGCCAAAAGGCUUUCUCUGCAAACACAAGACAAUGCUUCUGUGGCGAGGAAAAGUGCUUUCAAAGCUCCAAUGCCGCCUCCUAUACCAAAAAUGAAAUCUCUAAUCACACCUCCGAUAAUGCAGACUGUAAUUGUCAAUGGACGUAAAUAUGUGGCCAUCAGUGAAACUGCUGACGAUUAGGCAGAAUGAACCAUGAAUUAACAAUUUAAAUUUUAUUACACACACACACACGAACAUUGACUUUUUUUUUUUUUAUACUGUAAAUGACGCAAAAUUGCAAAACUGUACAGAACUGAUAAUCAUACAUUUUGCACUUUGCACAAAACUACAAAUUUACGUAAUUAAAUCGAAACGCAUUGUAUGCAAAUUGUUUUGUGAUUUUUUUUUUUCUAUUUGAACACAUCGAAUCAGUAACACUCUGUCAAAAAAAGUAAAAAGGUUUUUAAAAGUCCUAUUAUUCGACUUUUUGAUCAACACAUUUAAAUCUAUUUCAUAAUCAUCAUUUUUCUACAUUGCUUUAUUAGCUUUACCCUUAAUGUUUUAAGUUUAAAAUUAAUAAACUCUUUAAAAAUUUGUAGUAAUGAACUGGAGUCUCUUUAGCCAAUCUUUUUUAAUUCAGUCGACUAAAAGUGUGACUGGAAAGAAGACUAAAAGAACAAGACGAGGAGUAAGUCGAGACAGAAGUCGACGAGGAAGACGAAUUUCAAAUAAACAAGGAGCUUUUCAACAUUAUUAGUAAAACGAAUUAAAUCUAAUACAUAUUUA
This is a messenger RNA of Drosophila willistoni, 1215 nucleotides long. RefSeq lists its product as uncharacterized. The record is from RefSeq and is a predicted model, not a curated record. Bases 196 to 630 code for a protein of 144 amino acids. Lineage: Eukaryota; Metazoa; Arthropoda; Insecta; Diptera; Drosophilidae. The transcript is spliced from 3 exons.